AUGCCUGCGAAGAAUGUGGUCGUUAUUGGAGCCGGAGUGGCCGGGCUGACAACAGCACUCCUGCUGUCAAAGAAGCCGGGAUACAGAAUUCUCGUUGCUGCCAAAUAUAUGCCCGGAGACUACGAUAUCGAGUACGCGUCUCCCUGGGCAGGCGCCAACUACAUGCCCGUUUCUGUCGCCGGUACAGAUGCAGCGGAUUGGGAUAAGAAUACAUGGGGACCAUUAGCCGAUCUUGCAGCGAACUAUCCGGAGGCUGGCGUUCACUUUCAGGAAUGUGAGAUAUAUACCCGCGAAGAAGACAAGGGUUCUACAACUGCAGACUGGUUUUCUGAGCUUCUGUCGUCCAAUCCAUGGUUUGCAAAGGUCGUUCCGAACUUUCGGAGCUUGCCAAAGGAUUCCCUUGCGCCUGGGAUUGACUCUACAACAUCGUUUACUUCUGUGUGCAUUAACACCGCCAUCUACCUUCCUUGGCUUGUUUCGCAGUGCCUAUCUAACGGUGUAGUCUUCAAACGGGCACACUUUAAGCACAUUCUCGAUGCUGCGAACGACCACUUUCACCCACAUGGCAAAGUCGACUUGGUAGUAAAUUGCACUGGACUAAUGGCAUCCAAGCUAGGAGGAGUGCAGGAUUCAUCGGUGGUUCCUGCCCGAGGACAGAUAGUGAUAGUGAGAAAUGAAGCGGGCAAGAUGCUGAGUGUGUCUGGCACGGAUGACGGCGAUGACGAGGCUUGCUAUGUGAUGACACGCGCCGCCGGCGGAGGAACAAUUCUGGGAGGCUCAUACCAAAAAGGAAACUGGGAGUCUCAGCCAGAUCCGAAUCUGGCAAUCCGGAUCAUGAAGCGGGCUGUGAAGAUAUGCCCAUCUUUGACUGGUGGCAAAGGUAUUGAGCACCUGGAUGUUAUCAGACAUGCAGUCGGUCUUCGUCCUGUCCGAGAAGGGGGCACUCGAAUUGAAAAGGAGAAGAUCGGGGGAGUUUGGGUUAUUCAUAACUACGGUGCUGGAGGUGCUGGAUAUCAAUCGUCGUAUGGAUGCGCGCAGGCGGCAGUGGAUCUGGUUGAAGAUGCCCUUGCUCCCUUUGCUAGACUAUGA
Messenger RNA from Aspergillus tubingensis, 1089 nucleotides. RefSeq names its product FAD-dependent oxidoreductase. The record is from RefSeq and is a predicted model, not a curated record. The transcript is spliced from 5 exons. Bases 1 to 1089 code for a protein of 362 amino acids. NCBI's taxonomy places the organism in Eukaryota, Fungi, Ascomycota, Eurotiomycetes, Eurotiales, Aspergillaceae. Gene Ontology annotation, molecular function: D-amino-acid oxidase activity; FAD binding.